Messenger RNA from Phytophthora nicotianae INRA-310, 261 nucleotides. RefSeq lists its product as hypothetical. The transcript is spliced from 2 exons. The record is from RefSeq and is a predicted model, not a curated record. NCBI's taxonomy places the organism in Eukaryota, Oomycota, Peronosporomycetes, Peronosporales, Peronosporaceae. Bases 1 to 261 code for a protein of 86 amino acids.
AUGCCGUGCGCAUGGCGCAUGAAACUACUGGUGUGCCAGGAGACCAGCAGCGUUGACAUCUACGAGCUGCGCGAGUUCAUCAAGGAGCUCGCCCGCGAGAACCUGACGCCCGUGCGCAUUCGCAACGCGCUGGGGCGCAAGUUCGGCAUGCGUCCCUCCGCUUUAUCGUCCCUACGCACCGUGCAAAACAUUGUGCACCACUACCGUCGUACCCAGCUCGGUGGAACCGCCACGCGCAAGAAGAUCUUGGAGGCUGUUUAG